Molecule: messenger RNA, 4037 nt
Organism: Oncorhynchus gorbuscha (pink salmon)
Lineage: Eukaryota; Metazoa; Chordata; Actinopteri; Salmoniformes; Salmonidae
Gene: cxxc4
Product: CXXC finger 4
Exons: 4
Coding region: 1322-2308 (328 amino acids)
Cellular component (GO): nucleus
Molecular function (GO): methyl-CpG binding; zinc ion binding
Source: RefSeq, a predicted model, not a curated record
UCUAUUUGGGCGAAUAGCCCAGAUCUAUUGAAAUCGCAUUGUGUUGGCACUUUUCAUGCAUAGUCUAUUCAUUAAAUGAAUUAUCUUGAGUUUGAGGGAUGUUUAAUAAUUUCAGGCUAGCCUACACCACCAACUGCACAUCUAUAGGCCUAAUUUGUGUUGGUUGAAUGAUUGGCUCGGUAAUUAAUUGGCGCCAUAAUUUCAUGAUUCAAUACAUUACCAUAUUUCACGUGCAUUAGCGAGAAAUUAUAUUCCAUAAUAUUGUGAAUGAAGUGCAUCUCACAUGGGCACAUAGAAUAAAUGUGCCGUGCAUCCAUGUGUUUCUACGCGGGAGCCAUGCAUUUGUGGCCAUCGGGAAGGAUUUAUAGCCUAAUCGUGAUGAAUCCCCGUGGUGGCACGCGCAGGUCUUCGUAAUUAUGGCAGUCGUUCUGAGAGGGGAGAGAGAAAAAAAACACCCUGAUAGGAGGCAUUUUAUCUUCAUCACUGGACCGCUCAAUUCCAAUUAAUUUGACAAGAUUUCCCUCACGCGAAGCGCAAAUCCCUAUUAAAAGACGCAUACUGUAAAUGACAACCCUCUAAACGCUUCGCGUGUCCGAAUGAAAUGGAAGAGGAGAGAAAGGGAACGACAAAAGGUUAAGACGCAGCUUCCCGGAGUUAUUUCCCGGCAGAGCGCCCUAAGCCACAGUCAUUGGCCCUAAGCCAGCCCCCUCCGGAGUGCUCCUAGUGGUUCUAUAGUAAUUUCUAACCAAUGAUCAGUAGGUGUCCACAUCCUAGCUUCCUCACCUCAGCACCAAUCAGCCACACACAGCGACAGGAGACAGCACGGAGCUAACACUAGGCAGCCACACACAAUACACCUCGGACCAAGCAGAGGAAACACCUACAACGCACCGUUAUUUCCCCCUACAGCGCCGUGGUUUUAUAAUAAUACACCGUUUUUUUUCUUCUAAAAAGCUCGAUAAGCUAUCGCUUUAAGUUUGCUAUUUUUUGUACUUUUUUUUCUCAAGCCAGGAAAAUAAGUCUGGAAACAUGCUCCUUUUGUUUUGAGCGCUCUUUUUCAGUGUGGCUGUGCUCUUCCCACAUCCUCGCGUUAUUUUAUAUCUCCAUCGCGCCUUGCGGUAAUGUGCCGCUCUGUGUUGGCAGCCGACUGCUAGGCGUCUGGAAUCUCUUCUCGCCAGGAACCUGGUAGUGCUGGAGGAGACAGAAGCAGGAUGGUAACAUAUUGUUGGUGGUAACCAGCAGCUUCUAGUUUGACGAAGGCCACCGUUGACGGCGACCCCAGACUCUUCCCCAGUGAACCCUGCUCAACCGUCUCCCAGCCAUGUCUAAUAUAAACAAUGCUCUCUGCAUUGAGAACGGACAGAACGCAGACGUGUCUCUCUUACAAAAGGAUAACCUUCAGAACCUGCAGAACCUGCAGAACUUGCAGAACCUCCAGGAUGGUGGAUUAAGCCAACUUUUGGAUUAUAACGCCGAGAUGGAACGGUACCGCUCUUUCGCAAACUUUUACAAAACCAACGGCGCGUUCGGCCAGACGGCAAAGAUCGCCCGCAUCACGACCCCCAUUUUCCCCAGUGCCCGGAUAGGCAUGUCCCCGUGGAACUGCGAUAACGCCAUGCUCUGGGGGAGGAAAUCGGCCACAAUAAACCCUAAUAGGACCAGCAUGCACAGGAAUGACUCCCAGAGGCCGGGGAAGCAUGGCGUGCCGCCAGAAACGCUACAGCAAAUGGCAAAUAAUAAUUUCCUCUCUACCUUAUCCCCCGAACACUGCAGACCUUUAGCGGGAGAAUGCAUGAACAAGCUGAAAUGCGGCGCCGGCGAAGCAGAGAUAAUGAAUCUCCAGGAACGUGUCGGAACUUUUUCCGCCAUUCCGGCUUUAGGGGGCAUCUCAUUACCUCCCGGGGUCAUCGUCAUGACAGCCCUUCACUCCCCCGCAGCCUCGGCAGCCGUUACAGACAGUGCGUUUCAAAUUGCCAAUCUGGCAGACUGCCCACAGAAUAAUUCCUCUGCGUCCGGCGGGAACCCAGCGAAGAAGAAAAGGAAGCGGUGCGGGGUGUGCGCGCCCUGCCGGCGGCUAAUCAACUGCGGCGUGUGCAGCAGUUGUCGGAACCGUAAGACGGGCCACCAGAUCUGCAAGUUCAGGAAAUGUGAGGAGCUGAAAAAGAAACCCGGCUCGUCGCUGGAGGUAGGUCCGUGUUUUCCUAGACUGGUCCCUGAUCUGUUGACAAAGACCUUAGGCGUUGGCUAUACAGCCUGGGACCAGAGGACACCAGUCAACAAUGGAGAGGCAUUCCGGUGGUUCUUUUAGAGCGCCCGACCUUAGUGACAUCAACACGCGGUCAGAGGUCCAGUUAGAACUCUGAUGACAUCACUGCAGGAAGCACUGGGGGUUCAGAGAACCCAAACAACCUCCCAGUUUUUAAACCAGGAGACAGAAACUCUAAAAAGAUGAAACGAUAAACAUUAUGGUGUUGGUUUAACUCUGUAAUUUCCUUUCCUGUGUAAUUAUUGUACCUUUUGACAGUAUCAUAAUGUCUAUUUUCGGUGUAUAUGAAUGUGUUUCAGUGUUGUUUGGCUGUAAAGUUUACAGUCAAUCUUAUGUAAAGGACUCAAUGGACAAUCAUCACCAAUACGUCAACAACAAAGAUGGCCGCUGCUGGGAUUGAUCAUGUGAUCGUCACACACAACCUUGGAGCAAUAAUCUUUAAAGUUGAUUAUUCUGCUUGUGUUUUCCCUUUAUUUCCGUUUUCAAAUUAUUAUAUCGAAGCUGAAUUAUUUUUUAUAAAAUGUGUCAUUUUUGUUUAAUGCUUGCAUUCCCUGUUUGUGUGUGUGCGCGCCUCUGACUGGGGGAAACUAUAAGGUCCUCCUUGGUAAAUGUGAUGUAUCAUAUAAGUGACACACCAUGCCAGAGAGAACGGCAUUAUUAUUUAGAUGCUUUCAUUUGGGGUUUCUUUCAGUUUUUGUCCAGCACGUUACGAAACAGGGCACAUUGUCUUGUGUAGCGAGUUGUACUUUUUUGGAAAACAAAAAGGAGCAUCGUUGUGUUACAGUUACUGCACAAAGGGGUGGUUGUGAGCCAGACUGUUUCUCUUUGGUUUUGAUACGCUUCAAAGAUGGUGUUAUGAUUCGCUAUUUCAUGUAACUGUCUUGCCACCUCCUGACCAUCUUCUGGGUUUUUGUUUGAAAUACAAAGGUCAUCUUAUAGGUAACACUAUACUUAAAUCCUGCAGGUAUAAUGCCUCUACUUAUAUCCUGCAGGCAUAAGCAGGUAUAAUGCUUCAUUACUUGUUAUUAGCAGGUAUAAUGCUUCAUUACUUGUUAUUAGCAGGUAUAAUGCUUCAUUACUUGUUAUUAGCAGGUAUAAUGCUUCAUUACUUGUUAUUAGCAGGUAUAAUGCUUUAUUGCUUGUUUAUAAGCAGGUAUAAUGCUUUAUUGCUUGUUUAUAAGCAGGUAUAUUGCUUCAUUACUUGUUAUAAGCAUGUAAUGUCCGUUACAAUGUCUUAUGAGGUUUAUGAUAUAUACUUGCAGACUAAGUAAAGUGUUACCGGUUAUUACACCCAAGCUGCCUAAAAUGGAGUAAUUAAUAAUACUAGUAAAGGGAUUCUGAGGUUAAAUUAACAUGAUUCAAAUGGAAUAUUAAGUCAACAGUACAGUUUACAUAUCUGACAACAGUUGUAUACAUUAUAAGUGAUAUAUGUUCACUGUGAGUAUCUGUCUGACUCCAGUUAUUCUGGAAGUACGGGACUUUCCAUACCUUUCUCCUGCAGAGACACAAUAACAACAAAAGCCUGAGCUGAAGCAAGAAGUGAACACAUUCCAAAAACGACAACAAUUAUUCAAUAAAUGACUCAUCGUCUUCAAAACCCUAUUGUUGCAUGUGUAAAUGUGUUUUGGUUUUAAAGAUGAACAAGAAUUUGUAUAUUGUUGUUGUGAUGCUUUUAUGUGUUCAAAUAAAAAAAAGGACUAAAAACAAAUAUUUUGAAUGGCAACGAAUAACGCAACAUUUAUAUCCUCACAUUGUACAAUUAAAUAUUGGA